AUGCUUUUGAUUACGGAGAUUGUACGGGUGAGUGUAAAGCGGAAGUCCUACCAAGAACACAACAACGUCUUGGUACUACGUGUCAUGUUUGUCCAUGAGCCGUUCGCCCACAUACGAAGAGCAAAUAUGCCGCUUGCCGGCUGA
Molecule: messenger RNA, 144 nt
Organism: Fusarium pseudograminearum CS3096
Lineage: Eukaryota; Fungi; Ascomycota; Sordariomycetes; Hypocreales; Nectriaceae
Exons: 3
Coding region: 1-144 (47 amino acids)
Source: RefSeq, a predicted model, not a curated record